GGCUAUGGACAAGUCUCGCCAAGGGCUGUGCGGUCUUUGGUGGCUUGCGUCGUACGUAUCGUGGGCAAUUACCUCGCCUCCUUUUUAAAGUUGCGACGGCUUUUCCGUGGCGGUGCCUCUUCGUACCUCUCUCAAGAGGGAAUCGUUUGUCCAAGUAGUAUUGGUCUCGCCCGUUACUAUAGCUGCUGCUGCUGCUGCCGUUGUCCUCGAGCCACUGUAUAUUACUUUUUCUUCUCUGCCAUUCGCUGCUGCGCCAUAUUCGUUUUCCACGGUAGCCUGGAUCCUACGGCCAUUUAGCAAGUCCAUUUUUGUUUUUGCGUUUACAAAGUCACAACGGUUGAUUCGAGGAUUGGCCGCUUCCAUCGCUGGUACGACCCGCCUACCCGCCUACCCGCUGCCCGUACGCAGGUACCCGCAGACUCUCGCUGGUACAAAAGAUCGCACAAGAAGCAAUAUCUUUUUUGUAAAACUGUACAUCGAUUUCCAACAGCCAUGCGACGCACCGCACUGCUUUCCGCCACAACGGCCUUGGUGGCCAGCACCACAGCCCAAGUCACGGCGUCUUCAUCGUCAAAACGCGGCCUCUGCCACGUCCCCUCCACAGACCACCCGUCCGACGACAAAAUCUGGGAAGCCGGCCCUUCACCGCCAACAUGGUACUAUAACUACAAAGUCGAGCCCUCGCCGGACCUCAAAGACACACACAUGCAGUUUGUGCCCAUGCUCUGGGGCGCCAGCCCCGACGACACAGGCACGCCGUUCCUCGACUCGGUGAAGAAGCAAAUCUCCGACGGUGCAAACAUCACCUACGUGCUGGGCUUCAACGAGCCCGACGGCGGCCACGACACGGGCGGCUCGUCGCUCGCCGCCAGCCUUGCCGCCUCGCGCUGGAAAGCCGAGAUCGAGCCUCUCAAGGAGCUGGGCGUCAAGCUGGGCGCGCCCGCCGUCACAGGCGCCCAGUCGGGCUGGGAGUGGCUGCAAAACUUCUUCGCCGAGUGCGACGGAGGCUGCAACCCAGACUUUAUCCCCGUGCACUGGUACGGCAACUUCGAGGGCAUGAUGAGCCAUAUCGGCCAGGUCACCAGCAAAUGGCCCAACCUGACUGUCUGGGUCACCGAGUACGGGUAUCCGCACCAGUCGCUCGAGGAGUCGCAGUCGUUUUACAAUCAGAGUGCUACGAGCUUUGAUUCCUGGCCAAAUAUUACCCAUUACUCCUACUUUGGCGCUUUCCGCUCCAGCGUCUCAAAUGUAGGCCCUAAUGCCGCUAUGCUGACCCAAGACGGCAAGUUGACAAACAUCGGCUCCUGGUACUUGGGCGGCCCCGCAACAAACAAUGUUCCCGAGAAGUCUGCUGCUUCGCCUGUAAGCACUGUACCUGCAAAGAUGUUCGUCUUUGUUGCUGCUGCGGCGGCGGCUUGGCUGGCUUGGGCUUAGAUGCUGUGGAAAUUUUCCCGAGUAUUACUGUAACGGGUAGGUAGGGUAGGGUAGGGUAUAGAGAUGUGAUAGAGUAGGGCGAUACAACGCUCGUUUCUUGGCCAUGUAUAAGUCGGUCGGGAAUAGCGACGUGGCUUCUCUGAGAUUUCUAGCAUUGCUAUGGCGUUAGGAUAGGGAUUUCUUUUCCUUUGGCUCAUGACGAAUGGAGAUUUUUUGCUGGGUACAAAUGCGGCAGAGCAUGAAAAUAAAGGUCGCUAUGGUAUAGAUUUGGCAGAGGAAACAAGAGAAUUUAUCGUCUGAAUUCUG
Molecule: messenger RNA, 1740 nt
Organism: Exserohilum turcica Et28A
Lineage: Eukaryota; Fungi; Ascomycota; Dothideomycetes; Pleosporales; Pleosporaceae
Product: glycoside hydrolase family 128 protein
Exons: 2
Coding region: 493-1434 (313 amino acids)
Biological process (GO): fungal-type cell wall polysaccharide metabolic process
Cellular component (GO): fungal-type cell wall
Source: RefSeq, a predicted model, not a curated record